AUGUCUUUACUGCACUUUGGUGCACUAAGGCUUUUCUUCAUAUGGCAACUGGUCCUGGCUUUUCCCAUUCCAGAGUUCACUGGGAACCCACGCCAGUCGACUUCAGAGCCCUGGGUGCUAACCAAACUCUGGUCUUGGCACCCUUCUGAUCAAUCACCUAAAUCCCGACAUAUUCGAGCACCCGAGACAGACAAAGGGGGCACUGAGUAUCUGGGGCCCCCUGCUCCCAAGGAGAUAUUGGCCCCACUUGAGGAGUUGACUGACAGUUUACUUCUAUUCCAGGACCCCAGCACUUCUCGGGAGUCGAACCCAGAGCCUGCGGAACUUGGUGUUUCACAUCAGCAUCUGACCAACAAGCUGAUACCACCUGGGAAGCAGCCAGAGAACAUUUUAACACCAAAUGGGGAUCGAGUUCAGGCUCCCAUCUGGCCUUCACAGUUCAAAAGUACAGCCAGUCUAGCUGAGGCUGCAGAUCAUCAGUUGGGUGCAAUACUUGUUCCACCAUUAGACAGCCAGAGUUCACGAGCAACAACCUUCAUGAUUUCACCGAAGGAGUUGAAGAAAGAUUUAACUCAGCACAGGAAACUUGCUAAGGUGGUUGAUGGAAAACCUCAAUUUCACAAACAAACUAAGGAUGAUGAUUAUGGUGACCUGAGUAUGAAUGAAGCUUAUUCUUACAGCCUCCCUCUGCAAUCCCAGGAAAACGCAGACGAAGCUCCAGAGUUCCUAGAGCAGGAUGAACCUGACCAGUUGGAGACACAAGUUCAAAAUACAGAGAAUCUCCAUCAGGAAGCUCCAGAUUAUUUCCCACAGGAAGAUGAACCUUUAAUCCAAAAAGAAGACUCAGCUCACCAUCAGCUUCCUUCUGAGGAAUCAUCAGUUCAUCCUGAAAUACGUGGUCCAUCUCCAAAUAGAAAUGAAGCUCAGCACUCAAACCUGCCAAAUGUGACAGUGAAUCCUGUGGCUUCAGAGGCAGAUAAGGAGGUACAAGCUACUGUGGGCCAGCAACAGACCCUAGCCCAGUUUGCAGAGAGUUCUGAGUUGUUGGAACCUUCAUCAACCCAACAAGAGGCUCCAGCUCAGAUUUUAGAGCUUCCUGAAAACCUUGGAAAUUCUGGUAGCCAUCUAAAAGCUCCAGCUCUGCCUACAAAGCUUCCCGAAGAAACCAGUCCUCUAGUUGAGCAAGAGGGUACAGUUCCAGUUCCAGAAUCCUCUAUGCAGAGUAUAACUGAAACUGUAUUAACCACAAUUCAAAACCCUAGUCAGGUUCAAUUUCUCCAUUAUACUUCGCCCAUGAUUACAGGUAAGCCUGCAGAUAUGGAACCAAAAAUUACUUUUGAACCUAGAACAGAGAAUGAGUCAUCUCCAUAUGAGGAGGAGACUCCAACUCAGAUUCCCGGUCCUCCUGUUGAAACUGAACAUUUCAUCAGCCAGCAGCAGCAGCCAACUGAACUUUCUGAGUAUUCUGAGGAGGCUGAAUCUUCUGGAGUUGAUUUGGAGUCUCCAGUUCAGCCUCAAGAGGAAACAGAGGAGUUAGGACCUUUACCAAUGCAGCCGGAAGAUUUAUCUCAACAUCCAGGUCCUCUUCUGGAGGAUGACUCUAAUCUCAGUGAACUAGAGCAGCCAGGUCAACUUUCUGAGUCUCCUGAGGAGGUAGAAUUGGGUUCUGGAAACCAGCCAGAAGCUUCAGUUCAACCUGCAGAGCUCCCUCCAGUUGAACAAGAGGCUCCACUUCAAACUCCAGAGUCCCCUAUUGAGAAUGUGGUUGAAACUCCAACAAUUCACAAAGUCCAGCCAGAUCCAAAUGAAGAGCACCAUUAUUACUUACCACAUGUUACAGUUAGACCCGUGGAUGUGGCACUUACCAUAACUUCAGAACCUACCAAGGAGACGGAAUCUUCUCUGACCCAGCAGGCAUCCCCAGUGCAUCCUUUGGAGUAUACUGAGCAGAUGGAACCCUUUCUCCAUGAGGAGAAGCUUCCAGCUCAGGCUUCAGAGCCUUCUGGAGAGGGUCAAUUUCAAAGCCAGCUGGAGGUACCAGCUCAAGCCUUAGAGUAUGCUGAAGAGUUUAAACCUUCUGCAACUGAGCAGGAACAAGCAGCUCAGUCUCCAGAGCAUCAUGAAGUGACAGAUUUGCCUCCAGAUCACUAUCAAGCUCAGCAUUCUAGCCUGUCUUAUGUGACUGGUCAACCUGCAGAUCUGGAGAUUACAGUAACAGAGAAUCCUGUAGCUGCGAUGGGAACUGUGUACCAUGAGGCUACAGCAUCUGAAGAGGUUGAACUGUCAAAACAACAGGGUGUUUUAUAUCAGCCCCCAGAACCUAUUCUGCAUCAUAAACCUCUAAGCCAGCAAGAAGAUACAACUGGAAUAUCACAGAUUUCUGAAGAAGGAAAACCCUUUCCAGCACAGCAGGAGACUUCAGAACAGAUGCUAGAGCUGCCCGACGAAGAACUUCCAGGUUACCAUGAGGUAACAGUUUCAUCCCUGGGUCAUGGUCAAGUUUAUUUUUCAGCAUCACACAAUAUCCCAAUUGAUCAUCAAACCAACCCAAAAGAAGAUCAUCAUUCUCCAGUUAGUCAAGGGGUCCCAACCCAACCUGAAGAAUUUCCUGAGGAACCAUAUCCAAGUCAGCAGGGGAGCUCAACUUGGCCUUCAAUUACAGAUAGGUUUUCUUCAUCUGCAGAUCUAGAGGCAACAUUCAGAACUGAACUUCCAAAGUCAUAUAAAACCACUGUGAAACAUGUGGACCUAGAACUUACCAUAACUCCAGAACCUUCUCUGAAGGAUGGAUCAGUUCCAUUACCACAAGCAGACUUACGUCAGCCUAUAGACUCCACUGAGAAAGGUAAAUUUUCACAGAUUCAGACUAAUACCCUUUCAAAACGUCCAUAUUUCUCCAAAACUGAAUCUCUAGCCUUCCAGGAGGCCAUAGCUCAGACAACACACCACUUUAAAGAGGUACACCUUUAUUCAACUCAACAGGAAGCCUCAGAACUGCCUCCGAGUCACAGUAUGGGAGUAAGACCUUUUUUACAUCAACAAAUAACCCUAUCUCAUCCCACAGACCUCCAUGAGAAUCCAAAACCAUUUCUAGCGCUGAAGCCCACUGCAGCUCAGACUUUAAAACUCCAUAGAAAAGGAAAAUUUUCUCUAACCCAUAAAGUGAUUCCACACCCUCCAAAGCCACUGAAAAAUAUUGUAACUCACAUUCCAGCACACAAGAUGACUGUUCCAAGGCCAGAUCAGGAUCAAGUUGAGUAUACACUAUCACCUAAUGGUUUAUUUCAGCCUUUGGACCUAGAAGUUACUGUAACCCCAGGAAUUAGUCCAGAAACUAAACCUUAUAUACUACCAAAAAGAACUGUAAAUCCACAUUUUCAAGUAAAACUUCCACAUCCACAUCAUAGUGAGUCUCAACAUCCAAACCCAACUAAAAACCCAAUUCAACCUUUGGAUCUAGAAGUCGCCGUAAAUCUAAAACCUAAGGAGAAACUUUCUCAAACUAUGCAAGAGACCACAAAUCAAGUGACGGAACUUCCAGAAGAGAGUUUAACUCAAGGUCUAGAAUAUCAUGAGAUGACAAUUCCAAUACCAACUCAGGAUCAAGCUAAGUAUCCGGCAUCACUUACUGUCUCAUUUCAGCCCUUAGACCUAGAACUCCCCCUAACUUCAGAGCCUACCAGAGAGCCUCAGCAUCCUACAGUCCCACAGCACCCUCCGCAUCCAAACCCUACUGAAGCCACAGUUCAGCCUUUGGAACUGGAACUCACCAUAACUCAUAAAACUACUGCUGAGGGAGAACAUUCUCAAACUAUUCCAGAGACCACAAGUCUAAUUACAGAACCACCUAAGGAGGUUGUAGCUCAAGAGCAGGAAUAUCAAGAGGCGACAGUUCCAACAGAAACUGAGCAUCAAGUAGUUCCUUCAUCUCAACCUUUGGAUCUGGAACUCACCAUAACUUCAGAGCCCACCAGAGAGCCUCAGCAUCCUACAGUCCCACAGCACCCUCAGCAUCCAAACUCUUCUGAAGCCACAGUUCAGCCUUUGGAACUGGAACUCACCAUAACUCAUAAAACUACUGCUGAGGGAGAACAUUCUCAAACUAUUCCAGAGACCACAAGUCUAAUUACAGAACCACUUCCAGCCCCAGUAUAUCAGGAGAUGAAAGUUCCAACACCAGGUCAGGAUCAAAUUGAGUAUCCAACAACACAUGUUGUAUCAUUUCAGCCUUUGGAUCUGGAACUCACUAUAACGUCAGAGCCUACAAGAGAGGCUAAACAUCCUACAACUCCAAAGCACCCUCUGGUGAUAUAUCCAGAAAGUAUUCACUUUCAACAUCCAAACCCAACUGAAGCCACAGCUGAACCUUUGGAUUUGGAACUUACCAUAGCUCCACAGCUUACUACUGAGGGAGAAUUUUCUCAGAGCAUUCAAGAGACCACAACCCAGAUUACAGAACCACCUAAAGAGGCUGUAGCUCUAGCCCCAGUAUAUCAGGAGGUGACUGUUCCAAUACCAACUGAGGAUCAAGCUGUUGUAUCAUUUAGGCCUUUGGAUCUAGAACUCACCGAAAGUUCAGAGCCUACUAGAGAGCCUCACCAUCCUACAACUCCAAGGGAGACUACAGUUCCUCCUCCAGAGUACCCUCUGGUGAUAUAUCCAGAGCCUGUUCACAGUAAGCACACAACUCAGAUACCUGAAGUCACCGUUCAGCAUUUGAAUCUAGAACUUACUGUAACUUAUCAACCUAUUAAUGAGGGAGAGCUUUCACAAAGUAUGCACGAGAGCACAACUCAGAUUACAGCACCACCUAAAGAGGGUGUAGUUCAAGAGGUGACAGUUCCAAUACCAAUUCAGGGUCAAGCUGAGAAUCCAGCUCCACCCAGGAUCUCAUCUCAGCCUUCUCAGCCUCCUACAGGAACUCACUUUCGUCCAACUCCACAGGAGACUAGUGUUCAUCAUUCAGAUCACAGUGUGAUCCUGAACCCAGAAGUUUUCGUUCCUCGUACUAGAACUCCAACUAAAACCGUAGUUAACCUUGAUCGUAACUCAUCUACUCUAGAAAACAGUCCUGAAAAUUUGCAGAGGACCACUGCUGAAGUUAGAAAACCACCUAAGGUGUUUGUCGUUCAAACUCGAGGAUAUGAGGAGGGCAUGGUUCAAGGUCUAAUUCAGAGUAAAGCUGAGUAUCUAACAAAACCAUAUCAUCCCUUAGACAUGGAACUCACUGUAACUGCAGAGCCUACUACAGAGGGUCCUCAUCCCACAGCUCUCAGUGAGACUACAGAUCGUCCAGUGCAUUCUCAAGUGACACCUCUAGAACAGGUUCACAUUCAGCCUCCAAACACAACUGAAAUCACGGUUCAUCCUCCAGAUUUGGAAGUUACCAUAACUCAUCAACCUACUACUGAGGGAGGACUCUUUGAACCUGUGCAAAAGACCUCUCAGCCUCCACAGCCGCAUGAGGGGCUUGUUACCAAAGCUCCAGGGUUCCAUGAUAGUAAAGCUGCAAUGCCAAGUUAUCAAACUCAGCAUACAGUGUCACCUGAGGUCCAAGUUUACCAUCUUGAUGUGGAGCAUGCUUUAACUGAGCUAUCUAAGAUAGAGAGUGAACCUUUGGAAGCCCCAGGGAAUAUUACUACCCUUCCUCUAAAUAACCCUGAAGAGGUACUCCCACUUGAUGAGAAGAUUCAGGUUCAAAAUUCAAACCUAACUCAAGUCACAGCUCAGUAUUUACACUCAGAAUUUUCAAUAACUCGACAACCUAAUACAAUGGUUAAAGGUUCUGCCCCUAUGAAGGACUCCCCAGCUCACACUUCUGAGAUACCUAUGGAGACCGAGGCUCAGUUUCUAGAACAUUAUGAGACAGCAGCUCUAACUUUAGUUCAUGUUGAAGCUCAGCGUUCAGAUUCAUCAACUAUAGAGACUAAACCUUCUCAAGUCCUAGAGACUGCAGCUGCUUCUACAGAGGCUGCACAGUAUGGAGUCUCAACAACUACAGCUGCUUCUCCAGAAGCUGCACAUUCUACAGUCCCAACAACUACAGCUCCUACUCCAAAGUGCCCUGAAAUUACACUUCCACCUACAGAUCAGUUUUCGAAAAUGGAACUUACCAUAACUCCAUAUUCUGAAAAUUCCACUACAGAAAAAGAUUUAACUAUGGAACAAAAUGCCUACAUGUACAUCAACCUAUGUGAGUUCUGCUUGUGUGAAAAUGAGACACUGCUGUGUGUUCAUCUCAGCCCAGAGCGGAGACUCCACCAAGUGCCUGUGCCAAAGCCCGACUCAUACAACGACACUUUUACUAACUUGAAUUUCCAAGGAAAUAAUAUUUCUUACAUUGACAAAAAUGUAUGGAGAGCGUACCGUUGGGCUGAGAAACUAAACCUCAGUGAAAAUCACCUGACUGAAUUACAUAAGGAUUCAUUUGAAGGCCUGCUAUCCCUCCAGAUUUUGGAUUUAUCCUGCAAUAAAAUACGCUAUAUUGAAAGAGGGACAUUUGAAUCAUUACCUUUUCUGAAGUAUAUGAACCUUCGGUGCAAUUUACUCACUGAACUGAGCUAUGGAACAUUUCAAGCAUGGCAUGGAAUGCAGUUUUUACAGAAGUUAAUUCUCAGCCAUAAUCCUCUCACAAUUGUUGAAGAUCCCUACUUUUUUAAAUUGCCAGCAUUAAAAUAUCUAGACCUGGGGACAACACAAGUACAGCUGACAACGCUUGGGAACAUUUUCAUGAUGACCCUGCAACUGGGACAGCUAAUCUUACCUAGACAUAUGGCCUGCUGCCUCUGCAAAUAUAAAACUGAUAUUGAGGUUGUCUGCAAGACAGUCAAACUGCAUUGCCAUACUGGAUGUCUGACAAACACCACACAUUGUCUUGAAGACGCAUCUAUAGGGAACCCAGAAGGGGCAUUCAUGAAGCUGUUGCAGACCCGGAAGGAGAAUAACAGCACUGAACUCAUUAUUGAAUCAGAGACGGGCUAUUCAGACCAAGAAAAUGCCAAGUACUCCAGUUCCAUGGAAGAAGAGAUCGACUUUAAUGAUGAAAAUGAUGUUAUGAGUGCCCUGAAUUACAUACUGCCAUAUUUCUCUGAGGGAAAUCUGGAAGAUGUAGUAUCAACAAUGUUACCAUACAUUAAACUGCUGUUUUCUCAAGACCAAGAUUCAGAGAGUUCCUUGGGAUCUUUGCAGAAUGAUACACAAAGUCUUCUUCCUACAAAUGAAUCUGAAUCUGAUAACUUCACUAACAAAAAUAAAUUGAAUAAACUUUAUUUUCUAGAAAAGUUAUUAAAUGAAGAAAUUGAUGAGGUUAAAAAGGAAGAGCAAACUAUACUACAUAAGGAGAAGUCUAAUAAUUCAGGUAAAAAAUUUAAGCGAAAAAUAUUUCAAAAGAAAUGGGCACCUGCCCAGGCAGAGGAAAACAGUCUCGCAGAGAUUGAGAAGGCAGAGAAAAGACUCCGCAGCCUGAACAGAGUGCUCAAGAGGAUAGUAAGCAUACAGAAAAGGCACUUUAAGGGAGUGAGUGACAAGAGCCUGUGGAAUAAGCAGAGUGUCCAGACACCUGUGGAGAGUAUUGCCAAAGACGGGCAGCUCAGGAGCCCACCCACAGCGGAGUUGCAGCAGCUCAGUCUGGUUCAGAAGCCCAGGACGUUAGUGGGAAAUUCCUUCCACCCAGAGCCCUUGCUCCCAAAGGAGCAUGGGGAGGCAGUGUCUUCUUCCCCAGAACAGUCGCUGGUGGACAAGACUCCCACUACAAAAUCGCUGCCUGAGUUCAUAGACAGACGAAAAGACUUGUCUUACACCAUUUUCAUUUUAGAAAGUGCAAACGCCAAUGUGAAAAGAACAAAGGGGUCUAGCCCUAGUUUACUGUCUGAAAAGAGACACAGAAACCUUAGGAAGAAAAACUAUCAUUUCCGGUUGAUUGCAAAGAGUCCAGCAUCCUCUGCAGUGAGGAGCCUGGUAAAUUCCCCUGCAGGAGGGGUCUUUUCAUCUUUAGGAGACCUGAGUUAUGCAGAAAAGCCUUUUUCAGAAUUAGAUGCUGCCUUAGAACCUCCUUCCAAAAAACCUCUGGCUGCAUCUGAUGAUAUUGAUGAUAUCCAAGAAACCAUCUUUGAACCAACCACCCCUAUGUCUGAAGAACCUAUAUCCGAAAAUAUAUUCCCUGAAAUUACUGCUGUAGAGUCUUUUGGGCCUACAUACAACUUAAUUCCAACAGGUAUCACUGCGCCUGAAGAAGCUGCAUCAGAAAAUAUACCCUCUGGGAAUCCUAUUGUAGAGUCUAAUGUGCGUACCUCCGAUUUAAUUCCAACAGACAUCACUAUGCCUGAAGAAGGUGCAUCAGAAAAUAUACCCUCUGAAAAUCCUGCUGUACAGUCUAAUGUGCCUGCAUCUGAUUUAAUUACAACUCUUCAGCAAGCCAGCAAGCCACAGUUAGACUUCAUCUUGGGGCCUGACUCCCAUGAAUUUGCUUACUCGUUGCUGAUGUCACCAGGUGAACGCUUUGAAUCUCAGCUAAACCAGCAGCUGCGGCCCCUCAUCCCCAACAACAACGUGAGAAGGCUUAUUUCUCACGUUAUCAGGACUUUGAAGAUGGACUGCUCUGAUCCCAGCGUGCAACUGUCCUGUGCCAAGCUCAUCUCCAGAACAGGCCUCCUGAUGAAGCUUCUCAGUGAGCAACAAGAAUUCAAGUUGUCCAGGGCCGACUGGGAUACAGACCAGUGGAAAACUAACAACUACAUCAAUGAGAGCCCAGAAACCAAAGGUGGACAGAAGGGUCUGGAACCAAGUCAGAGCACAAAAGAAGUUCCGGGAUACGGCUACAACAACAAAGUCAUCUUGGCAAUAUCUGUAACUGUAGUAGUGACAGUGUUGAUUAUCAUUUUCUUUCUCGUUGAGCAAAACCUAAAGGACGCUGUUGUGAAGAGACAAAGAAGGGCAGAAUGGGCUCCUGAGCUCACUGAACAGGUUUAUUCCCACAGAACAAAAGAGGAAGAUGAAGAAAAGUCCAUAGGGAGUAAGAAAUGCUACAAGGACAGUGAGAGUCAGGAAGGAUUUUUCUGGCUAAGGUGGCCACAGUGGCUCACAGAUUUAUUCAAACGUGACAUACGAAAGAAGAGCAUGACUGAGGGAAUGCAGGUCAAGGAGUCCUCUGCAGAGGAGGAUACUACCAUUCAGGAUGUAUCAUGGGACGUCAAGGAAGAAGUGAUGCCGCCAGGUCUGAAACUGUCGGUCACUGAAGCAGAAGAGAGUGAAGGAGUUGUGAAGAAACUUUGUACCAAGGGGAGGGGAGGCCUCUUGGACCAUGGAUCGGCACAGACAACACAGAAACACCUGCUAUCACAGAAAGAUUCUUUAUUAAGUGGUGAAGAAAGAGCAGGUGCCCUUGCAGGUAUCAUUUUUAAGAAGAGAAAGAGGGGUGUCUAUGUGAGAAUGGGCUAGGAUGUGGUGGUGUGUUUUGAUUGGCCGUGUUAAUUAGGUGAACCAAAGGGGCUUUUCAUUGCUAGACCUCGGCAGUCAGGCUCGGGCAUGAGUCUGACAUAAGAAAGUAUCCAAAUACGGGAUAUAUGGGUACUUUAUGGCUAGCUUUACGGAUAUAAUCUGUGGUUAAUAAGUGUGGCGGCGUAAAUGAAUGCAGAAGGAUUAUAAAAAUAUAUACAGCUUUAAUAAGGAAAUAGACUUACAGGACCACAGGUUCCUGUGGAGAACAGGAAAGGCAGAGCAAAAAGGGGCUGCUGGGAUCACGCCAGGCAGAUUUAUUAGUAAACAUUAGCCCAAGGCGAACACGCCCCCAAUGGGUGGGGCUAUAUCCCUACAAAUAAGAGAAGCAGGAAGGACAAGGUCUGCCACUGCCACAUUUGACCGGGCUUGUUAGGGCUCAAGUUGUGUUUGUUCUUCCCUAGGUCUCUGAGCCAUCCAGCUUUGGGUUCCUGGCCAUACAAAAUAUACAUUUGAGGGGUAGAGAGACGGUUCAGUGUCUAAAAGCACUUGCUGCUCUUCCAAAGAACCUGGAUUUGAUUCCCAGCACUCACAUGGUGACUCAGUCUUACAACUCAUUAUAGGAGAUCUGAUGCCUGCUUCUUGCCUCCGUGGGUACCAAGCAUGUACGUGAUACCCAGACAUACAUGCAGGCAAAACAUCCAAACACAAUUUUUUUUUAAAAAAAAUUAAGCCUUUGAAUUGAAAUUUUAGACUCUUGUAUCGGGCAGUGAGACUGGAGUAGAAAUAUAAACUCAAAUACCCGCUCUGAAGGGAGGGUCUGCAGGCCUGUGGAAGAUUGGACCCCGCCCCUGCAGCAGGCGCGUGUAGGAACCCAACCUUGCUUCUUGUUUGUUGUGUUUCUCCAGCCCCAGUACUAGGCUGAGGAAAAACGGAUUUGGCCGCUGCAGGCGCUGAGAGAGAGACCGAUAGCCUCGGCUGCCUGUGCUGUGGUAGAAACUGACCCGCAGGGCAGCCGCCCGUGCCGAAGUGGGGACAGACAGGGCGGCUGUGCGUGGUCCGGCACGGGUCUAGAGCUGGUGGGCAGUGAGCCAGAGUGACCCCUAGCCGGCCGCACUCCUCACGAUCACGUCUUGGGCUUCCCACGGCAUUCUCUCUCUGUUCACAGCGUUCUCCCAGCUUGACCUUCUGUGUACAAUCCGGGUCUUCCUGAAUGCUGCAGGUGAUCCCGGUUUCUACAUCAUCAUCAAGUUUUACUGGGCGAGGGACGCACAGAGAAUCCCAAAGGCAUGCGACCAGAAGCUUUUUUUUUCAGGCUUUCUGGAAGGUUAUGUGAUUUUAUUGUAUUUUAUAUUUUGUUUUAUUUUAUUUUGAGACAGGAUUUCACUACGUAGCUCUGGCUGCCCUGGAACUUGCUUUGUAGACCAGGCUGACCUCGAACUCAAGAGACCUGCCUGCCUCUGCCUCAUCAGUCCUGGGAUUAAUGGUGUGCACUACCACUGCCCAGCAGUUACAUGAUUCUUUUAAGGGUUCCUGGCCAUGACUGUGGUGUGCUCAAGAGUACUCCUGUAGAAUAUUUCAUAUCAGUUUAUGUUGUUAUUUAUUUUUUAAAAUCUUCAUCACAAAAAUUUGGCUUUUAUUGUGCGUGCGUGCGUGCGCGCACGUGUGUGUGUGUGUGUGUGUGUGUGUGUAGGUAGGUAGGUAGGCAGGCACAGAAGACGCGGAGCACGGAUGUUGAGUCAGAGGAUGACUUUAUGGAAUCAGUUUUCUCCUGCCUUUACUUGGGUUAUAGGAAUUGAACUUAGGUCUUGAGGCUUGCAUUGUCGCGCGGCAAACACAUUUACCUCCUAAGUCACUCGCUGCUGCUGACUUCUGUUAUUUUUAUGUGGGUUUAAAGUGUGAGUUUGACCAACUUUGUCACUUGUGACUUUAUCUUCAUUACUCAGAAUGCCUGUCUGAACUCUGAUUCCCAGAAGAUGGACAAAACCGUGGUUCUUAACCUGGGGGUUGAACGACCCUUUCCCAGGGGGUCACCUAAGGCCAUUGGAAAACACAGAUAUUUACAUCACAAUUUAUAGCAGUAGCAAAAUUACAGUUAGGAAGUAGCAACAAAAAUAAUUUUAUGGUUGAGGAUCACCACAGCAUGAGGAGCUAUAUUAAAGCCUUUGGAAGGUUGAGAACCAAGGUUUUAAUGCCUUAUAGAAGCCCUAAUCCACAUUAACCGGCAGCCCAUUUUAUUUUCCCAGAGAUUUAGAACAUCCCGUUAUGUCCCUCAAUUCAACCACCUGACUGGCUGUUUUAUCUUUCUAUGCGCUGUUGACCUUGCUGCCUAUUCUUGUUUGUAUUGGUUCCUCAUGGAUUAAACCUUUAUUGACUUUGAGAACUCCACUCGGUUGUAAUUACAAGUAUGCUUGUCCUCUUUUGUAUACUGUUAAGACCUUAUUCCACUCUAGACCUCCCUCUUCCUAGAGUGGAAGUGACUACCUGAAGACAUUCUUUAAUUUUUGGACUAUGCUCUGCCUGUUCCUAUCCUAGAUAGGUCUCAUAUCCGAUGUGCAAUGUUCUUCUGUUUCAUUGACUAAUGAUUAAAGCUAUUUUGUCCAAUGGCCUAGCAGAGUAAAACCAGACUGGAAAUCAGAACAGAGAUAAAGAGAGAAAGUGGACCGAAUCUAAGAGAAGCCAUGUUGCUGCUGAAGAAGGACAUUAGAACCUUACUGGGCUUCCUGGGUUACUUCUUAUCAUCACUGUUUACCGAAGACCAGUUAAUCAUUGGCUCUGAAGAGUAU
Molecule: messenger RNA, 12218 nt
Organism: Chionomys nivalis (European snow vole)
Lineage: Eukaryota; Metazoa; Chordata; Mammalia; Rodentia; Cricetidae
Product: leucine-rich repeat-containing protein 37A-like
Exons: 17
Coding region: 1-9435 (3144 amino acids)
Molecular function (GO): protein binding
Source: RefSeq, a predicted model, not a curated record